AGUUAUCUAUAUAUCAUGGAUCUUUGCUCUGUCUUUCAGGUUACAUCAUUCAAUAGGCGACUGUGUCAUCUUCAUAGGCCCUUCUUUAUACAUGUUCACUCUCAUCAAGUUUCAGCAACUUCUUCAGUAAAACAGCUCCCUAGGAUGCAACAGUUUCAUGUGCCUCCUAAGUAUAAAAUGUACUUUACUUGUACCAAGGACAAAUUAUUGGGGUUCAUUCCUGAUUCGUUUAAACAGUUCCCUUGGAAGGAAGCCAAGGGUGUUGCACAGCAGGAAUUACUGGUUUGGGGGAAAGAGGCACUGAAAUGGUCACUUACUGCAAUCUUAAUUUUCAGUUUUGCAUCUGAUAUUAUAUAUUCUAUUUCCAGAAACAAAGAAUUGCUAAUUCCUUUUGGUCUAUUUGUUGGAUGCUUGAUGACCAACUACCUUAACGAGGUAUCUCAAGAAUUAUCACAUAAUGAUAAGGAGAGAGGAAUGACUUGGCAACUUUUGGGCAUAUAUUGCUUCUUUAUUUUAGUUAAUGUUAUGUCCGUAUAUUUUCCAGUAGGAGGAAAGGUUUUUCUGUUGCAUGUUGCAAAUGGUGGUUUGAUGCAGGUUCUUUGGCUUUGGAGACAUUUGUUGGAACAGGAUAAAGAUGAAAGAGAAAUAUAUGGAUGAAGUGUCUCAACCCCCAGGUUCACAAAUGAUUCUAGGCACAUUUUGGGUUUGUUUCUACGAUUGUUCAUCUCUCUCAGUCAGUGUGCUAGAAUCAUAUGCUAUUCGAUGAACAUAUGAGAAUUUUGGAUCUUGUUAUAGAGAUUUAUGCAUAAAUGAGUGAUAGUACUGUUGCAACGUGCCAAGAGGGGGAAAGAGAAAAUGUUGGGAUUUUUAUGUGUAAUUGGAAAGAUAUUUUAGCUUGUACAUUAAUUUGUUUCAAACUAAUUCUCAACAUUGUGUUACCGUAUGCUUCGAUAAUAGUUCA
Molecule: messenger RNA, 961 nt
Organism: Olea europaea var. sylvestris
Lineage: Eukaryota; Viridiplantae; Streptophyta; Magnoliopsida; Lamiales; Oleaceae
Exons: 2
Coding region: 16-657 (213 amino acids)
Source: RefSeq, a predicted model, not a curated record